CGGCGGCGGAAGCCGGGAGGCGGGCCGGGCCGGGCCGGGCCGGGCCGAGGCGGGGCCGCGAGCGGCAUGGAGGAGGCGGAGGCCCGCAGCUCGCCGGGCCGAGCAAUGCGGGCCGGAGGAGGGCCGGAGCUGUGCCCGGGCUCCCUGAACCGUUCCUGAAGGUAUGGGUUGGUCAGGACAGUGGUGACCCCCCAAGUCCGGCAUGGACGAUUGGAAGCCCAACCCCCUCAUCAAGCCCUUUGGGGCUCGGAAGAAGCGGAGCUGGUAUCUUACCUGGAAGUAUAAACUGACUAACCAGCGAGCCCUGCGGAGGUUCUGUCAGACAGGGGCUGUGCUUUUCCUACUGGUGACUGUCAUUGUCAACAUCAAAUUGAUCCUGGACACACGGCGAGCAAUCAGCGAAGCCAAUGAAGACCUGGAGCCGGAGCAAGACUAUGAUGAGGCCCUGGGCCGAUUGGAGCAUCCACGGCGCAGAGGCAGCAGUCCCCGACGGGUCCUGGAUGUGGAGGUAUACUCAAGCCGCAGCAAAGUAUAUGUGGCUGUGGAUGGUACUACGGUACUGGAGGACGAGGCCCGGGAGCAGGGCCGGGGCAUCCACGUCAUCGUCCUCAACCAGGCCACGGGCCAUGUGAUGGCAAAACGCGUGUUCGAUACAUACUCACCUCAUGAGGAUGAGGCCAUGGUGUUGUUUCUCAAUAUGGUGGCACCUGGUCGAGUGCUCAUCUGUACCGUCAAGGACGAGGGUUCUUUCCACCUCAAGGACACGGCCAAGACUCUGCUGAGGAGCCUGGGAAGCCAGGCUGGCCCUGCUCUGGGCUGGAGGGACACCUGGGCCUUCGUGGGACGAAAAGGAGGUCCUGUCCUUGGGGAGAAACAUUCUAAGUCACCUGCCCUCUCAUCCUGGGGAGACCCAGUCCUGCUGAAGACAGAUGUGCCACUGAGCUCAGCUGAAGAGGCAGAAUGCCACUGGGCAGACACGGAGCUAAAUCGUCGCCGCCGGCGCUUCUGCAGCAAAGUUGAGGGCUAUGGGAGUGUGUGCAGCUGCAAGGACCCCACGCCCAUCGAGUUCAGCCCUGACCCACUCCCAGACAACAAGGUCCUCAGUGUGCCUGUGGCUGUCAUUGCAGGGAAUCGGCCUAAUUACCUGUACAGGAUGCUGCGCUCUCUGCUGUCAGCCCAGGGGGUGUCUCCCCAGAUGAUAACAGUUUUCAUUGACGGCUACUAUGAGGAGCCGAUGGAUGUGGUGGCACUGUUUGGUUUGAGGGGCAUCCAGCACACUCCCAUCAGCAUCAAGAAUGCUCGCGUGUCUCAGCACUACAAGGCCAGCCUCACUGCCACUUUCAACCUGUUUCCGGAAGCCAAGUUUGCUGUGGUUCUGGAAGAGGACCUGGACAUUGCUGUGGACUUUUUCGGUUUCCUGAGCCAGUCCAUCCACCUGCUGGAGGAGGAUGACAGUGUGUACUGUAUCUCUGCCUGGAAUGACCAGGGGUAUGAACACACGGCUGAGGACCCAGCACUGCUAUACCGUGUGGAGACCAUGCCUGGCCUGGGCUGGGUGCUGAGGAAGUCCUUGUACAAGGAGGAGCUUGAGCCCAAGUGGCCCACACCAGAAAAGCUCUGGGACUGGGACAUGUGGAUGCGGAUGCCGGAACAACGCCGAGGCCGAGAGUGCAUCAUCCCUGAUGUUUCCCGAUCCUACCACUUCGGCAUUGUCGGCCUCAACAUGAAUGGUUACUUCCAUGAGGCCUACUUCAAGAAGCACAAGUUCAACACGGUUCCAGGUGUCCAGCUCAGGAACGUGGACAGUCUGAAGAAGGAAGCUUAUGAAGUGGAAAUUCACAGGCUGCUCAGUGGGCCCUGUCUUGGGCUUUCUCCCCCCACCCCCUGCAGUGAAGCUGAGGUUCUGGACCACAGCAAGAACCCCUGUGAAGACUCUUUCCUGCCAGACACAGAGGGUCACACCUAUGUGGCCUUCAUCCGAAUGGAGAAGGAUGAUGACUUUACCGCCUGGACCCAGCUUGCCAAGUGCCUCCAUAUCUGGGACCUGGAUGUGCGUGGCAACCACCGGGGCCUCUGGAGAUUGUUUCGGAAGAAGAACCACUUCCUGGUUGUGGGGGUACCAGCCUCCCCCUACUCCGUGAAGAAGCCACCAUCAAUCACCCCAAUUUUUCUGGAGCCACCCCUAAAGGAGGAAGGAGCCCCAGGAGUUGCAGAACAGACAUGAGACCUCCUCCAGGACCCUGCAGGGCUGGGUACUGUGUACCCCCAGGCAGGCUAGCCCUUCACCCCAUCCUGUAGGAUUUUGUAGACACUGGCAGGGGCUGCGGCUGGUUUGUUUUUAACAUGAGACUUAAUUACUAACUCCAUGGGGAGGGUUCCCCUGCUCCAGUGCCCCUGUUCCUGAGUUGGAGGUCUAUUUAUUUACUUCCUUGUUGGGGAAGGACAGGAUAGUCCCAGAAAAGGACCUGGGAAUCACUGGGACCCUGCCCUUUGUGUAUUCUUCCCUGGCCUGGCUCAGAAUCUAACCUAUUUAUUGACUGUCCUUAGGGCCUUGGAAACAGGCUGAAGCCUGGAGGGCCUUGGUUCCUUUCUGAACUGGGGUGCUGCCCUGAGGGUGGGGCUGGUUCUUACUCAGGAAACUUCUGUGCCCAGGCCAUGGGCAGGCCUGCCUGCUGAUGCAGACUCACUCAGAAACCUUCAGACACUGAACCAGGCCUCUUCACAGCCUUCUCUUUGUCCAGGUGGAUAAAGUGGUCAUUGAUUAAAAAAGGAGAAAACCUC
Manis javanica (Malayan pangolin) is the source of this 2781-nucleotide messenger RNA. It is a transcript of the gene POMGNT1, whose product is annotated as protein O-linked mannose N-acetylglucosaminyltransferase 1 (beta 1,2-). Gene Ontology annotation, biological process: protein O-linked glycosylation via N-acetylgalactosamine. Gene Ontology annotation, cellular component: Golgi membrane. Lineage: Eukaryota; Metazoa; Chordata; Mammalia; Pholidota; Manidae. The record is from RefSeq and is a predicted model, not a curated record. Gene Ontology annotation, molecular function: beta-1,3-galactosyl-O-glycosyl-glycoprotein beta-1,3-N-acetylglucosaminyltransferase activity.